Spodoptera littoralis (African cotton leafworm) is the source of this 1377-nucleotide messenger RNA. Lineage: Eukaryota; Metazoa; Arthropoda; Insecta; Lepidoptera; Noctuidae. The record is from the annotation of a GenBank genome assembly.
AUGGCUGACAAGAGUUUUAUAUUGGGGAUGGAUAUUGGAACGACUUCAGUAAAAGUUUGUGUCUACGACCCAAAAACAAAAGAAAUUGUUGCUAAACAAAAUAAGGAUACAGCGGCAAACAUACCGAGCGAUCAGGGUAUAGAAGGUAACAAACAAGAUGUGCCAAAAAUAGUAUCAGCUAUUCAUUACUGCAUCUCCCGUCUUCCGAGAGAUGUACUGCGAAGUGUCACAAAAAUUGGAGUGUGCGGACAAAUGCAUGGAGUCUUGUUAUGGAAGAAAGGCGCCUGGGAAAAAGUCGAAAAAGAUGGAGUUGUGAUGCGGUUUGAAGCAACCAGAGAAAACAUGUCAGCACUGUAUACUUGGCAGGAUACAAGGUGUAAACCUGAAUUUUUGGAAUCAUUGCCUAAACCUGAUUCCCGUCUAAAUUGCUACUCCGGAUACGGAUGUGCAACUCUCUUAUGGAUGCUUAAACACAAGCCUGAAAAGCUGAAAAACUUUCAAUAUUCUGGAACAGUUCAAGAUUUUGUGGUUACUAUGCUUUGCGAUUUAGACGUACCAGUAAUGUCUGAUCAAAAUGCUGCCAGUUGGGGAUAUUUUAACACUGAAAAGAACGAAUGGAACAUUGAUAUUCUAAAAUCAGUCGAAUUUCCAGUGGGGCUUCUACCUAAAAUCAGUAGAAGUGGGGAAAUUGCAGGAAAAUUGAAUGCCGCUUGGAAUGGCAUUCCCGAGGGAACACCUGUAAGUGUUGCUAUGGGUGACUUACAGUGCUCUAUUAUUGCAACUCUUGAAACCAGAGAUGAUGCAGUACUAAACAUAUCAACGUCUGCUCAGUUAGCAUUCGUGGUAGAUAACGUAUCAGAUUUAGGCUGUAAAACAGUCGAGCACUUGCCUUAUUUUAAUAACACGCACUUAGUUGUAGCUGCAUCUCUAAAUGGAGGCAAUGUUUUAGCUACUUUCGUGAAAAUGCUUCAACAAUGGAUGCUUGAGCUAGGUUUUCCUACUCCUCAGUCUAAGGUAUGGGAAAAACUAAUUGCUUUGGGUUUGGAAGCUAAAACAUCGAAUAUGCAAAUAAUUCCACAUUUGUUAGGAGAAAGACAUGCACCGACUGCAAAAGCUUCAGUGGAAAAUAUCGAUCUUUCUAACAUCCAACUGGGUAGCGUGUUUAAAUCUCUAUGUGAUAGCCUUAUACAAAAUUUACAUCACAUGAUGCCUAAAGAAAUAUUGCGAAACGCCAAUGUUAAACGAAUUGUUGGAAAUGGUUCUGGUUUAUCUAGAAAUGCUGUAUUGCAGAGAGCUGUUGAGCACUAUUACAGCUUGCCACUAGAAUUUACUUCAGGGGGUGAUGCAGCGAAAGGGGCUGCUAUCGCAAUAAUAUAG